Trichosporon asahii var. asahii CBS 2479 is the source of this 1560-nucleotide messenger RNA. RefSeq names its product hexose transporter-like protein. Gene Ontology annotation, biological process: transmembrane transport; carbohydrate transport. Gene Ontology annotation, molecular function: carbohydrate:proton symporter activity. NCBI's taxonomy places the organism in Eukaryota, Fungi, Basidiomycota, Tremellomycetes, Trichosporonales, Trichosporonaceae. Gene Ontology annotation, cellular component: membrane. The coding region runs from base 1 to 1560 and encodes 519 amino acids. The transcript is spliced from 5 exons. The record is from RefSeq and is a predicted model, not a curated record.
AUGACCAAGAAGGAGGAGACGAACCACUUCCUGCUCGUGCCGAACAACACGGCCUCGCAUUGGUGGCGCGACAGCGGCAUGCGGCAGAACGUGCUGCACUGCGUCGGCUGCUGUCUCUGCGUCUUCUACAUCGGUUAUGACCAGUCCCUCCUCAGUGCUUUGCAGGCCCUGCCUCAGUGGAACGAGUACUUUGACAACCCGAAGGGCGAGUGGCUCGGCCUGAUUGCCGCGUCCCUUUUCUUCCCAGCCCUCUUCACCGUCUUCAUCUCGUCCUGGAUCUCGCAGCGCUUUGGACGCAAGCCCGCCAUCUUUGUCGGCGCCACUCUGAUUAUUGCGGGUGCGCUGCUCAACGGUUUGGCCCAGAAUACGGGACAGUUUAUCGGUGGACGAGCCCUGCUCGGUGCCGGAGGUGCUAUGACCAAGGUCUGCGCUGCCCCGCUCCUCAACGAGAUCGCGCACCCGCGUAUCCGUGAGCGCAUGGCCUCCAGCUACUACGGCUGGUACUUUGUCGGCUCAACGAUUGCGUCGUGGCUGUGUCCCGUUGUGCCCUUCAUCGUCAUGACGAUCAUCUUCUUUGCGCCCGAGUCGCCGCGUUUCCUAGUCGGCAAGGGCAAGCACAGCGAGGCCCUGCGCGUGCUGGCCAAGUACCACGCGAACGGGAAGGAGGACGAUCCCAUGGUGCAGCUCGAGUACAACGAGAUUGUCGUCGCGCUCGAGUCCGAGGGCGAGGAGAAGGACACGUCGUGGCUGGACCUGGUGCGGACUCCGGGCAACCGCAGGCGUGUCGCCAUGGUCGUGCUCAUCGCCUUCGGUACUAACUGGCUCGGAAACGCCCUCAUCGCGUACUACCUCACGCCCGUCCUCAGGUCGGUCGGCAUCACGUCUCCCGUCCAGACCACGUCUCUGAACGCGGGAAUGGCCAUGUGGAACGUGCUCGUGUGCCAGGUCGCUGCGUUCCAGGUUCCGCGCAUCUCGCGCCGCGUGUCCUUCUUCACCUCGCACGCAGGCAUGAUCUUCUGUCUCGCUUUCAUUGCCGGAUUCUCGGCCGCCUUCCAGGCCGACCCGGAGAAGAACAAGGGUCUCGGCCUCGGCACUGUGCCGUUCCUCUUCAUCUUUUACGGCUUCUACGACAUUGCGUGGCAGAUCCUCCAAUUCCACUAUCCCACUGAGAUCCUCCCCUUCCGUCUCCGUACCAAGGGUCUCGCGCUGUUUACGGCGUGCCAGGUCGGCGCCAACUCGUUCAAUCAGUUCGUCAACCCCAUUGCGCUGGAGAAUAUCAAGUGGAAGUACUACCUCGUCUACAUCGCCAUCAACAUCGCCUACAUCGUCUACUUCUACUUCUACCUCAUCGACACCCGUGGCCUGCCCCUCGAGGAAGUCACGCUGCUCUUCGACUAUCCCCGCCGCACGGCGCGUGAGCAAGCCCACGCCGAGAUGGAGAACCGCAUCCAGGCCGAGGAGGAGCGCCAGCGCGGUCUGGGUAAAGUCGACGCGGACAACUUCCCCGCAGACGACAAGGCGAGCGAGGAGCGGAUCGAGGUCGCGCAGGUUGCCAAGUGA